CUCCCUAUUCCCAGGUGUGACAUUGGUAGUGGGCAGUGGGUGAGCUGUAAUGACACCAUUCAGAAGGCAUGUCACUACCCUGUGAGGGGUCUGAGUGAUAACACCAUCUACCAGUUCAGGGUGUGUGCCGUCAACCAGGCAGGUGUGGGAAGCACCUCUAAUGCCACCGAGCCUGUCAUCACCACCGACCCUUUAGAACACACCAGAACUAUGGUUAUCAAGGUGUACAGAGGUAGAGAGAUCACCAUCACCAAAGAUCAGCUGGAAAGUCAGAUGAAAGUCCCAUUCCCUCCCACUGGUGUCCAUGCCUGUGAGGUGAGUGACAACUACGCCGUGCUUACCUGGACUGAGCCGGAGCCCAGAGGCAAGGAGCAACUUACCUUCUAUGUGGAGCGGGUGAGUUAA
This is a messenger RNA of Salmo salar (Atlantic salmon), 405 nucleotides long. The record is from RefSeq and is a predicted model, not a curated record. Lineage: Eukaryota; Metazoa; Chordata; Actinopteri; Salmoniformes; Salmonidae.